CUAUAUGAUCUCACCCCAAGCAAACGAGAAAACGGACAAUACACGUGGCUUCGAUGAAACAUCACUUGUACAUCAUACGCGGAAUGACGUAAAUGCCCCUGAGGCAAUACAACAGAUCGCUGUGUGCAUGCAGGCUUGUGUUCUGCUGGUGCUCUCUGCCGGUGCGUGUUCUCUGCCACCAUAUUAGCAGGUCGAGAGGGGGAGGGAGAGCGGGGAGGCGAGUAGCUGCGGCCGGCAAUGGAGGUGGAGGCGUCGGACAGCGGCGGGGCCGGCGAUGGAGCCGCGGCGGCCGGCGGUGGAGGCGGCCGGUCGUGGACGUGCCCGGCCAGCAGAGCAGGUGGAGAGGAGAGGGGAGAGCAUGGAGGCAGCAGCUACGGCCGGCGAUUGAGGCGGCGGUGCCGGGCGAUGGAGCCACGGCGGCCGGUGAUGGAGGCUCCUGGCGGCGGUGCCGGGCGGCGACGGGGCCCGGUAAUGGAGGUGGAGAGGGGGAGGAGCAUGGGGAGGCGAGCAGGUGGGGCCGGCGGCGGCGCUGGGCCGGCGACCGGCGUUCUCCAGCGACGAGCUCGAUCUGUUUGCUUGAGGGAGAGAGAGCACAACGGGAGGGACAUAGACGUGCAUGGAGGGUGCCCUUUCUGUGACCGUUACGCAGAUAGGUGGAUAUGCAAGAACAACUACAGCCACAGCAGAGCACAAGAACACAAGAACGGCCAGUAUAUGCAAGUUGGAGAUGGUUAAUGUCCAACUUCCUAUGGAAAAAAAAACUAAAGACCAGUUCAAAACUAGCCACAAUUAUGAUUACAAUGGCGGUGGUGUAAUUAUAUAGGUAAUUGA
Messenger RNA from Oryza brachyantha (malo sina), 831 nucleotides. RefSeq names its product rRNA 2'-O-methyltransferase fibrillarin-like. Bases 238 to 735 code for a protein of 165 amino acids. The transcript has 3 exons. The record is from RefSeq and is a predicted model, not a curated record. Lineage: Eukaryota; Viridiplantae; Streptophyta; Magnoliopsida; Poales; Poaceae.